Messenger RNA from Eremothecium cymbalariae DBVPG#7215, 651 nucleotides. RefSeq names its product proteasome regulatory particle lid subunit RPN13 (gene RPN13). Gene Ontology annotation, molecular function: proteasome binding; ubiquitin binding; endopeptidase activator activity. Lineage: Eukaryota; Fungi; Ascomycota; Saccharomycetes; Saccharomycetales; Saccharomycetaceae. The record is from RefSeq and is a predicted model, not a curated record. Gene Ontology annotation, biological process: ubiquitin-dependent protein catabolic process. The transcript has a single exon. Gene Ontology annotation, cellular component: cytoplasm; proteasome regulatory particle, lid subcomplex; nucleus. The coding region runs from base 1 to 651 and encodes 216 amino acids.
AUGAUGAUGGAAUUGGUGUUUAAGGCGGGUACUUGUGAUUAUGAUGAAAGUUCAAAAAUUUGUACUCCAAAAGCCGUCAAGGGGUUAGUUAGUAUCAAGCCGUGUCAAGACGCUGAGGGGUUUUAUGAAUUUCUGUGGAGACCGCUAGAUCGUACAACUGUAAGAUCACAUAAACCAAUUGAACUUAUUUUGAUACCCGGAGAGACUAAAUGGGUACAGCUGAAGUCGUGUGAGACUGGUCGAGUGUUUUGUUUGUUGUUUUCUUCUGGAGAGAAGUACUUCUUUUGGUUGCAGCAGAAGCAUCAGGGAUCUGAGCACGUUAGUGAAUUAAGUGUUAAAGACAAGGAAAUAUUGGAACAAAUAGAGGGAUACUUAAACUUUGUCGAAGAAGAGGGAGACGAGGCUAACGAUCAGGAUGUAGCGAUGGGUGAUACACAAGAUGUUAUCGCAGAUGACACGCAUAAUAAUGGCCCGGAUAAUGGCCAACAUCAUGACCGUAGUGAUGGUGAUGAAGGUAACCAGGGAAACAGUCAGGAGUCUGCUCAGGCGGGAGGCCAGAAUGAUAACCAGGGUAAUGUUCACGACGACGGUGAGGGUAAGAAGCAGGGUACUGCCCAAGAGAAGCCGGCCCAUCAGUCUUCCCAACUGUAA